This is a messenger RNA of Marasmius oreades (fairy-ring Marasmius), 1044 nucleotides long. RefSeq lists its product as uncharacterized. The record is from RefSeq and is a predicted model, not a curated record. Lineage: Eukaryota; Fungi; Basidiomycota; Agaricomycetes; Agaricales; Marasmiaceae. The transcript has a single exon. The coding region runs from base 1 to 1044 and encodes 347 amino acids.
AUGGCUAGCGGAAAACUUGAAAGUCACGGACAACAUAGAGGACGACGACGAAAAUCGGCGAGAGGGAAGACUAGACGGGAGAGUGUCAGCGGGGGCAUUAUGGGCUCUAUGGAUGUUGAUGUCAACCUGCGCUCGGAGGAGUUCAGUGAUGAUACAGAGACCGAGGCUGAGGCUGAGGCUGAGGAUCAGACAAGGAAGGCGCAACAAGACACCGCUGCUGUCCAAGAACAGGCCAUCAAUAUUGUCAGGAAUCUUUCGGAAGACGAAAAUGGAAUAGACAUGAUAUUUGAAGAGUUUGGAAAACUCGAUCUUGCGGACAUCUCUUUUGAUUCAACGAAAACGACCGGUCUAUCGAUACCUAUUUCAACAUCCGUUUCUCCGUCUAGGAUGCCCUUCCCUUCACUAUUGUCUCCAGAACUCUCUGAUUCGACUCACGCUACCUCAUCGCAACCGCAGCCGCAUCCCAUCGUUGCAAUUCUGACACGAAUUCUAUCGGCACCUCCUACUUCCCUCCCCGAAGUUACUCUCCAAGCCACAUACACACUGGCUAAUCUAGCUAACGGUUCUCCUCUCCAACAAGCAUUGAUUCUGAACCAUCCUCCGAUACUCAGAGCCGUCAGGGACGUAAUAGCAGAGAGCGGUCGGGGUUUUGAAGGUCGAGAUGCGAGGAAGCCGGCUAUAGGUGUUGUCCUAGCUCUGGCUAAAGGUUGUGCUGGGGUCGUAGGUUCUAUAGGCGAAGUUGGAGUACCGAUCGUGAUCAGUAGUGUAAAAUGUCGACAAGAGAUGAUCGAUGCCGGCGUGGUGGGCACAUUGAAGAGGAUAUGUGAAAGUCAAGGAGGCGUUGUUGGGGUCGGCAUUGGAGUUCAUCACAGAGGAAGUCUCGGACAUUCUCACUCUUCGGUUCCCUCGACUUCACCGGCGACACCGGUGCAUUUACAUUCAUAUUCUCAUUCUUCGGACGCAGAUAAGGUGGUGUUGGACCUUGCAAAACAGGCUUUGGAUUGGCUGGAUCAUGGGGAAGGGUAUGGAGGAUUACCGUCUUGA